AUGGAGUCCAAGUACCAACCUAUCUCUUAUGACGACGUGCCGCUUGUCGACGAGAAAGCGCCUCUCGCUUCACCAACAGAACGAUACAUCUUUGUCCCAAACCACUUCGCGCGUUAUUCACAGCGCCCUUGGUUUGUCUGGGCGUGUCAUGGAAUCUUACUUUCUCUUUCCCUCACAUUGUUUGUGUCGUCAUUAUUACUGCGCGCGGAAUCACUUUCCAACAGCGGCCAGAGAAUACCGACGUAUCCUUACUCGCCGGCUGAGUCAGUCGCUGGCUUCCACAGCGUCCGCUACAACAUCACACCAACCACCGAAGAAACCGAGUUCAUCGGCUAUGGCCCUGAAGUCGACAAGGCAUGGGAGCAUAUCACAUACGAUGUCGGCGACCAGAUGAUUACACGCGAAGAGCUCGAUAACCUUGGUCUUGAUCCCUCCUCACUCACGAUCAAGAAUCCCAAGACAGGGAAGAAAGGCUACCGUGUUGGGAUGCAGGUCUUCCAUCAACUACACUGCCUCAACUUGCUCAGACAAUCUACAUACCGAGAAUAUUAUUCGCAUACUGGAGGAGAUAUUGAUGUUGACCACGAGGACUUGAGAGGACAUUUGGACCACUGCAUUGAGUUCUUGAGAACCAACUUGAUGUGUCAGAGUGACACUGGUGUCUUUGCAUUCAAGUACUAUGAUGGGUUUGAAGGACAUUGGCCAGACUUCAGCACGCCGCACACAUGCCGAAACUUUGAUGCCAUUCGUGAGUGGGCGUUUGAGCAUGCAGUCGUCUUUGGUGAUGAGCAGUAG
Molecule: messenger RNA, 795 nt
Organism: Fusarium coffeatum
Lineage: Eukaryota; Fungi; Ascomycota; Sordariomycetes; Hypocreales; Nectriaceae
Exons: 3
Coding region: 1-795 (264 amino acids)
Biological process (GO): mycotoxin biosynthetic process
Source: RefSeq, a predicted model, not a curated record